Myxocyprinus asiaticus (Chinese sucker) is the source of this 5259-nucleotide messenger RNA. RefSeq names its product transcription elongation factor A protein 2-like. Gene Ontology annotation, biological process: DNA-templated transcription; transcription elongation by RNA polymerase II. The coding region runs from base 128 to 1036 and encodes 302 amino acids. Gene Ontology annotation, cellular component: nucleus. NCBI's taxonomy places the organism in Eukaryota, Metazoa, Chordata, Actinopteri, Cypriniformes, Catostomidae. Gene Ontology annotation, molecular function: zinc ion binding; nucleic acid binding. The transcript has 10 exons. The record is from RefSeq and is a predicted model, not a curated record.
ACAGUCGAGAGUGAACAGAAAGGUAGCAGAUUCCUCUCAUACGGCCAGUAAAAGAGACACAGAGACGGGCGCAUUUUCACACAUAAAUGGAGGCUCGAGCAUAGGGCGCCAUCAAACAGCCCUGAAGAUGGUGAAAGACCAAGAAGUGGAGCGCAUCGCUAAGAAGCUGGACAAAAUGGUGCAUAAGAAAAACACAGAUGGUGCCAUUGACCUGCUGCAAGAGCUGAAGAACAUGAAAAUGUCUUUGGAAACCUUACAGUCCACACGGAUCGGGAUGUCGGUAAACGCAGUGCGGAAACAUAGUUCGGAUGAGGAGGUGCAAACUCUGGCAAAAUCACUCAUCAAGGCCUGGAAGAAACUACUCGAUGGUUCUGAUGGUAAAUCAGAGGAGAAAAAGAAAGGAGGAUCUCCUCUUCAGUCCUCCUCUUCGAAAGACUGCCCUGGAUCCAGUGACACCAGUAACAAACCGGAGACGCCAAAAACUCCCACCACCCCUGUAACACCCAAAUUCACCACCUUCCCACCUACACCCGUCACGACUGACAGUGUGCGCACUAAAUGCAGAGAGCUGCUGGUGUCAGCCCUACAGACCGACGAUGAUUACCAAACAAUCGGUGCAGACUGUGAACACUUGGCAGCACAGAUUGAAGAUUAUAUCUACCAGGAGUUCAAGUCUACCGACAUGAAAUAUAAGACCAGACUGAGGAGUCGCAUCUCCAACCUCAAGGACCAGAAAAACCCAGACUUACGCCGGAACGUUUUGUGCGGAAACAUCUCGCCAGAGCGUAUUGCCACCAUGACUGCAGAAGAGAUGGCCAGUGCAGAGCUGAAAGAGAUGAGGAAAGCACUGACCAAGGAGUCCAUUCGAGAGCAUCAGCUUUCUAAAGUGGGUGGCACAGAGACUGACAUGUUCAUCUGUGGCAAGUGCAAGGGCAAGAACUGCACCUACACUCAGGUCCAGACACGCAGCGCUGAUGAACCAAUGACCACCUUCGUGCUGUGCAACGAAUGUGGAAACCGGUGGAAGUUUUGUUAAAGACUAAAGUGACCAGGAUUCUUCAUAUGAAGAGAUGACCUGAAUUCAUAAGUGCAAGGAAGUACUAUUAUUUUAUUUAUUUUUUAGAAAAAAUUUUUUUUUUUUCAAUACAUUUUUCAUAGCUCUGUAAUAUAUAAUGGGAGUAUCACUUCUUCAAAAAGCAUGUUUUGUCCUUUUUUUUUUUUUUUUUUACCUGAUGUAAUAUCAUUGCCUUUCAUACAUUGCCAAUGACAGACUAAGUAAGUCAGCUUGCUCGUUCUUGCUUUUUGCCUUUUGAUGUAGCGCUUGUGCCUUUAAAUUGUUCUAUGAGUGCUGAGUAUUGCUGAAAGAAUUUGUACACAUUCAUGCUUAUUUUUUGAAUGUGUGCUUUUCAUAUAUGUAUAUGCAGUUGGUGCAUUUCGCAGGUGAUUUAACCAAAUCUUGUUAGGUUGGUUGCAUUUCCAUAGUUUAAACAGUCUUAAAGGAUUUAUUGGUAGUAUUUGAGCCUUAAGUUAGGCAAUAUGUUUCCUCCUUUAGACAGAAAAGGAACAAAUAAGAAUGUGGUACAUGACUGAAGAUUCAUAUGUAUUAUAUGAAUAACUGGACUGUUUUGUCUCAGUAAAUUUGUACAUCUAAUGCUAAUAAUUCAAUUUUUGGGUGAAUUUUUUAUGGCCAGAUUUGCCACUUAUUGUGUUUGAGAUGUUUUCCACUAGAGGGAGCAAUAAUCCACUCAUGCCAAUAGUCACCUCACUUUUGUAAGAGAACUGAGAUGGGACAACUGUGUUUCAGUUAGAAUAUUUUUUGUGAAGUUUUAUUUAAACAUUGCAUUAAGAUAAUAUGAUUUUGUAUGAUUAACACUAGGGCUCAUUUUUGAUCCAGAGGACUUUUGCAUAGAACUGGUCAUAUCCUUCCUUUUACAACAUCAAAUUCCAAAGCUAAACUUAAUAAAAUCUGAAAAUAGAACUGACCCUUUGUGACUUGCAUAAGGCACAGGUGCUGAAAUGUGUCAGGCCUUUGCCUGAGCAGUAAUUUGCUUUGAGCUGUCACAACAUUUCUUAAUUAUGUAGCCCCUAAAUAAAUGCUUUCAGAUCUGGUUUUGGAUUGAAGAGAUCACUGAGGGCAUUCUUGGACACUCCAAAACAACACCUCCUUUGAGUUUAGCACCCACCAGAUCAUUACGAAAUAAAGGCCUUUGAACCUGUGAUGGAUUGGAGGGAAUAUGGUGGGAAUCUUCCAAACAACUGUCUCCAUUGAGUCUUUAUAUAGAGUCACAUAAGAGUACAAUGACAGUAUUUCCAUGCAACUUAGCGAAGGCAAUGAGAACGAUAAAGCCGGAGAAAAUCCUACUGGGAUUCAAGCCCCUGUUGAAAGGUUUAUAUUGAUUCAAUCCUCAAUGAGAAUUACAAUAGUAAGCUUUUGGUAGUCCUAUCUGAAAUGGUUUUGACCCAUGUGACAUUUAUGACUAAGGUGAAACCUCAAGACCUGAACUACACAUACUAUACAGGAUUGAGGCGGACCAAAUGUAAAAGUUUAAGAAUCAGCCAUUGGAAAAUCCUACAUUGGCUAAGUACUAAACUGAAUCUAAAGAUGCGUAUAGUGAAUACAUCCUUUGGUGAAAUUAAGAAGGUAAAAUGGAGACUGUUCAAAAUUUCUAAAUGAUAAUACUAGGAGAACAAGUCAUAUAAGAUCCUUGCAUCCCAAAGUUCAAUUUUAACUGGUUCUCUUAGAUGAUGAAAGAAUGUUUCUACUAUUCAAAGUGCAUUAAUAUUUAAGGCAAGCAUUGUUGCUUUUAAGGCCACAUCUACACUAAUAGAAGUGGUAGUAGUAAUAGUUUUCAGUUUCCGAACAUCAUUUUCCAAAGUAUGCGGUUCUAGAGAGCAUUUUUUUGAAAGUCUCCUUUUUCAUAGGAGGAACACGCAAUUGUAGCAAUAUCAAUGUUUAUUCAACUGUAAACAUAUUAGUGUGGACAUGGCCUAAGAUUGGUUGCCUAAUACGAAACAACUUCUCGCCCAAUUCAAGAGAAACAUUGUUUUACACUAUAACCUUGGAACUGCAAAUUAGGGUUAGCACUGCUUUGAGUAUUUUUAACCCCUUUUUAAAACUACGUGUCAAUUUUACAAGUGUAAAAAUAUUCCAGGUUCAAUACAAGUUAAGAGCAAUCGACAGCAUUUGAGUCAUUAUCUUGAAUACGAGCAGUCUCUCCUAAAAAAAUUUAAAAAAAGGGGGCAAAAAUCAAGCUUCCAGUGACGCACUUGCAAUGGAAGUGAAUGAGGCCCAUUUUUGGAUGGUUUAAAGAAAACAGAGGGAAAGUUUACAGUUUUAUAAAAGCACUUGCAUUAAUUCUUCUGUUAAAACAUCUGACUUAUUGGAGCAGUAAAGUUGUUUAAUUCAUCGUUUGAACAGCCAUUUUAGGGUAUUCAGCAUCAUAUCCACAUGGCAGCAAAGUUGUAAAAUUGGACACAGCUUUACACAGAAAAGGUCAGGAAGUGAUUUAAUCGCACUGAAAUCGUCAACGCGCAUAUUAUUUACAUUCUUGUGGCUAUACUUUUGAAAUGGUGAGUAUUUUAAAGUUUAUGGAUUGGCCCCAUUCACUCAUAUUGUAAGUGCCUCACUGUAACGAGACUAAUCUCAAAGUGAAAUCAUAAAUAGUAGGGAGUAGUAGGCCUGUGCUUACCGAAAUUCAAAACACUGCCCCCAGUGGCCAAAGCAGUAAGUGUGUUUGGGCAUAUGGACAUGUGUAAGCUCUAUUUUCUGUGAUAUGUCCACAAAAGACAUAAAGCGAGUUGUAAAGCAAGUUGUUUUCAGCUGAACAGGCUGUAAUACAGUGAAGAAGAAUGCAUGUUUUGUAAACUGUACCCACCAAUCCAAACCUAACCAUUAGUGGAGUAAAAAUGUAAUGUUAGAGGGAAAAAUGCAACCUCUGAAUCAACAUGUCACUGACUAUGCAAAUCUGAUUACAUCUGGUUACAACAUGGAAUCAGAACCUGGGUCUCCCACGCUGCUGACGCAACACGCUUCCAGUUGCACCACAGGGGAAUGUAAACACACUGAAGCCUAUGCAAAAAUGUCUGAUAAAAGAUGCUGCUUGUCGGCAAGUCAGCAUAAUGUGGCCAAUCCUAGUGUACCAAAACAGCUGAAAACAACAUUCUGACUUCACAUGUGAUCAUGUACAUAUGACCUUGAUUUUUGCUUUUUUAAAGAAAAGGAGGGACAAGUCGAAAUUCAUUUUUGUGGUAAUCAACAUUAUGCCACAUGUUAUCGAUUGAGCUUAACUUGUAUUGAACCUGGAACAUUCCUUUAAUGCAGGAUUAAAAGUGCCCUUAACAUGGGUUUUAAAAAGAUUUUAACCCAGGGUUAAGUGAAGUGUAAAAAAGCCUUUUGGAGGCCAGUCACAGUAAAUCUCUUGAAAAGCUGUAAAUGAAUAACACAAACAUCUUUAUUAUUAUCAUUAUAGUCAUAUUUUCUCUUUAAAAAACAUUCAAACAAUUCUGCAACCAAGUCAGAGUCAUGGAAUAUUACAGACGAGUUCAUGAAGAAAUCCUCUUUGAAUUCCGGUAAUGAGCUGGUCUGGGUUAAAGGGGACCUCUAGUCCAUCCCAACCACAACCUGAAGAAUGUGCCCUGUUUUUGGCAAAUAAAGGUGACUAGAGUUUACACAGUAAUGGCCAUAGACUUCAGGAAACAAAAAAAAUGGUCCAGAAAUCCAUAAAUGUACUCUUUAAAACAUAACUUGAUUUAUUUUAAUACAAAAUAUAAUGCUAAUGUCAAUAAAUAAGUGUCCAAAGAAGUCCAUGAGCGAGAGACCAAUCUCACUGCUAUAUGGCAUGGCACUGCAAAUCUCAUGAAAAUAUGUGGCUGAGAGAGGAGAAAAUUAAGAAAGGUAAAUGAGUUUAAGUGAUAUGGCAAAAUUGAGGCUGGCAUGUGAGGUGCACACUUAGAGUUCUUGAUUUGAAUUAAAACACUGAAACCAAACAUCUUUAAAAAAAAAACAAAAAACACAUUGACACAGACCUGCUCUUGUAUUCACGCAUCCACACAAAUGUCCUUAGUUUGAGACUGUAAGAAGGCUAGAUUAAUUUGGCACCUUAAAGGAAUCUAUGUAAACAUAAGCAGCUCUAGGUCACAGUCCCUGUCUCCAAUCAAAAACAAGUUUGUGAAAGUCUUGUCUGUUCUGUGCAACCCUUUUCAGCUGAAAGUGGAUGAGUAUCAUCUGGGAAACGAUGCCCCCUACUUUUCCACAGUUUG